This is a messenger RNA of Drosophila grimshawi, 425 nucleotides long. RefSeq names its product outer dense fiber protein 3-like protein 2. Lineage: Eukaryota; Metazoa; Arthropoda; Insecta; Diptera; Drosophilidae. The transcript has 2 exons. The record is from RefSeq and is a predicted model, not a curated record. The coding region runs from base 70 to 315 and encodes 81 amino acids.
CUCAAAAUUUUGUCUUAAAUUUAUAAUUCAUUCCUUCAUUCCCGAAAGCUCAAUUAUAAAAUCGAGAAGAUGCCGUUAUACUCAGGACCCGGACCAGCUGCUUAUAAUUUGCCCAGCACAUUUGGCCAGAAGAGCGGUGGACCACACUAUUCGUUUGGACGCAAAUCGGCAUUGCCAGCGAUUAAAAAAUUGGGUCCCGGUCCGGCCGAUUACCAAAUCGGUCAGAUAACGCGUUUUGGCAAUGCUAAAGGCCUUCAGUUCUCCAUGCUACAACGCGGAGUACUAAAUAAGCCCAAUUCGGUGCGUUACACAUGAGAAGGCAAAUGGGGAAUGAAAACGAAAAGUGGCAAUUUGAAUAUGCAACACUUUCGAUUAUUGUGUAUUCCUAUUGAUAGUUGUUUAUUAAAAUAUAUAUAUAUAUAUAU